AUGGACUCCAAAUCCGUAACACAACCGUGGUUCUUCCGGAUUUGGUCGACCAGCUUGGGCAUUCGUAUCACCGGCCAGGAUUGUUUGCCGACCGGAGCACUCGUGACAGAUCCUGAUAAAACUCGUCCUUCUCAAUUUCAGAACUGUAGUCUGUUCGGGCAACCCUGGACGGUGAACGUGGAACCACCUACGGCCUCAAAUGUUCACGACUGCAUAUGUUCCCUCAAGCGCCACCGAGCUCCCGGUCCGGAUGACCUUCCACCCGCACUGUUCAGAGACGGGGGUGAAGUCCUCAGUCAGCGCUUGUCCGAUCUGUUUGCUUGCAUUUGGGAAAAAGAGUCUAUCCCAGACAACUGGGGAGAAUCGGUGAUACUGCCCGUUUUCAAAAAAGGGACGCGUAGUGAUUGUGGUAACCACAGGGGGAUCAGCCUGACUCCGGUUGUAACGAGACUGUUAGCGUCAAUUGUGCUCCGUCGCCUUACGGUGGCUCGUGAGAUACUGACCCGAGAGCAGCAAGCGGGAUUCAGCUGUGGUUAUUCGCGUUUAAUGUCGAGCAUAUUCAAGCCAUACCGGGUUCUCGGAUUAUGUACUUCAGAGGUGCCAUUCGUCGUUCGGUUUUUGCCUCAUUCAAACGUAUGUCAUGUCGUGGUUCCAAUCGGUGAUAGUUUCAAUGUAUACAAGCUUCCUAGAUUGACCCUAGUUGCGAUAAGUGACCCUGUUUCUGCACCUAUUACUGCCUUUACUGCUUCCGGGAGAUUUGUUUUUGCUGCUGCCGGGGGCGUAAUUUACCUUUAUCGUAAUGGGCGGUACCUGGCCCAUGAAUUUCGUGGUCACCAACAUAAGAUAACGAAGCUACUCGCAUUCAACAGUUCAUUACUAGCCUCCGUGGACGAAACCUGUCUAUUGAAAGUCUGGAAUAUACAAACUCUAGAAGCUGUAUUCUCUGAACAGUUUUCUCCUGACUCAUUCACUAUUACGGCGCUGGCAUGUCCGCUUGGUUAUAGGAACAAACUGCUUUUUGGAAGUGCACAAGGACCGUUACAAUUGUGGAAUGUGGUGUCUUCCAAGCAGUUGUACUGGUUCAAAGGAUUUGGUGCAGCUGUUGCGUGUAUUGAACCGGCUCCCGCUUUGGAUGUUUGCGCAAUCGGCCUAGGUGAUGGUCACAUAUAUUUACACAAUAUUAAGUAUGAUAUCAGCUUACUGAAGUUUGUACAGGAUGGCGGUGCAGUGACAUCAAUCAUCUUUCGAAGUGACAGUCUUGAAAAUACUGAACUAGACUCCUAUCUCUCCUUCCUCGCAGACGGAAACCAGGAUCUGUUCAUGGUUACCGGUUCUACCAGUGGUCAGGUUAAUUGUUGGCAGUUGAAGGACAAGGGUGAGAGCCGUCCGGUUGGUGCGACGCAGACACUUCACUGGGAUCGUAUUGUGAGCAUGUUUUACCUCACCAAUGGAGAUGCAGCCGGUGCUAUGGUCACAAGUGGCGCAGAUAACUGCAUAAAAGUCUCUUACUUCGAUCGUCCGGAUGGGGGUCCGAGAACGGUGUAUAAACGCUCUGGCCAUUUCCGACCCCCUAACCGGGUGGCGUUCUGGCCUGGUGGAUCCGCUGGUGGCUCCCUUUUAUUGAGCGCUGGUCAGGAUAGCAUGUUACGUAUUUUCUCUACAUUCAACGAACACUUGGAUAAGAGCCUCGGACGUGCAUACGCUCCUGGCGUGCCUGAUCGUCGCAAAAGCAAAGCGGAGGACCGCCUGACAUGGCUGUUACCUGCCAUCAGCCAGGUAUCCAUUUGUGCCGCUCGCGCAGAAGACUGGGAUAGUGUCGUUGCGAUUCAUGCGGGCAGGCGACAAGCAACUACUUGGAAUUUUGUCAAUUCCACUCGUGGCAAACAUUGGUUGGAUCCAGGAAAGUUCAGCGGAAAAGGUGGUGAAGCCGUGCGCCUUUACAAACACACAGUCGCCACUCCCGUAGUAGCACCCAUUCGUGUUAUAUCCCCUCCUCCGGUGACAAAUGAGCUGCUUAUGAGGUAUUUAUUUUACCUUCCUGUCAGUAUUUUCUCUACAUUCAACGAACACUUGGAUAAGAGCCUCGGACGUGCAUACGCUCCUGGCGUGCCUGAUCGUCGCAAAAGCAAAGCGGAGGACCGCCUGACAUGGCUGUUACCUGCCAUCAGCCAGGUAUCCAUUUGUGCCGCUCGCGCAGAAGACUGGGAUAGUGUCGUUGCGAUUCAUGCGGGCAGGCGACAAGCAACUACUUGGAAUUUUGUCAAUUCCACUCGUGGCAAACAUUGGUUGGAUCCAGGAAAGUUCAGCGGAAAAGGUGGUGAAGCCGUGCGCCUUUACAAACACACAGUCGCCACUUCCGUGUUUAUCACCAAUUGUGGCAACUACGUACUGCUUGGCUACUCUUCUGGUGAUGUGUUCAAAUUCAAUCUUCAAUCUGGCUUGGAACGCGGAUCUUACGGAGAACCUACUGCCCACACUAGUGCGGUUGUCGGAAUAUCUGUCAACAACGUGAACCGACAAACGGUGACAGUCGGUGGCACGGAGGUUCGUUUCUGGUCUUUUCACAAGCACGAUUUGCUGGCUUCGAUCGAUUUGUCUUCCUCCGCGUUGUUUUCCCGCUUUAACAGUGACACUGAUACUUUGGCCAUUCCAUUGACCACCGGACCCAUCGUUCUACUGGAUGCCACGCGUCGUCGAGUUAUUAGACGUUUCGUGAAUUCUGAAUAUCAGUCUUGUGUUGAUUUGUCCCCGUGUAUUGUUGUUCCCCUUGAAUGUCGAGCCGAGUUGAGUCGAUUCAAACGGAGGGCGAUUUCCACCGAUGGUCGCUGGCUCAUCUCUGCUCACCAUGGCGAUCCACUGAUCAAAACAUGGGAUAUCGUCCACGGAAGAUUAAUUGACUGCUUUCGAGUUAGUACGCCUAUUACUUCGUUGGCCGUUUCACCAGCAAACGAUUUUAUAGCCACUACUCACGCGAAUUCCUUGGGAGUGCAUCUAUGGGACAAUUCUGGCACGUAUCAACGUCUGCACUUACAUCCCCUACCAGACGACUACGUUCCUCCUUCGGACCGGAAACCAGUCGCCAUUCCUUCAAGAUCCCUUAUCGCACACUUCAACGAGGAUUCCGAACACGGUUUAAAAUCCAUCAAGUUGGGCUUACGUGCAGCUAGUGAUUCAGCGCAUUCGGAUGGGGAUGCUUACGAUGAGUGCUCCGAAUCUAAUGAUGAGGACGUGGAUAUGGAUAAGGAGCCACUGUCGAACACACCGCUAUGGCGCGACUACGUCUCUCCAGAACAGUUACCAGAUAAACUUGCCACUCUAUCUGGUCUGUCCAGUACCUACUUGUCCAGCUUCCUCCAGCUGGACCUUAUACGUGAACGGAAUCGUAAAGUAACCACACCUGUUUCUGCUGAAAGGAAUUCGGGACCCAGUCUCCCCUUCUUCCUACCACUUGUUGAGACAGCUAAAGGGUUGGCCUGGGUUGACGCGGACACUCCUCAGGAUGAUCCAAUGCUGGGUGGUGCUGAAAGUUCAUCAAGACAGUCUCUGAAACGACACGCAAUUUGGAGUGAUGAAAGCCUUACUGGAUUGGAACCUGUACCGGGGCUGGCUUCACGAAUUAUGCGUGCAAAGGAAGAUGAUGAGUUUGAUGAAAUCAUGCUUACACUGAAGUCGCUUGGACCUAGCGCUUUGGAUUUGGAAAUCCGACUGUUGGCUCCAUCUUUGGAGGAAGAGGAAGCUGUCAGUUCGGCGGUUACGGAGGAAUUCACGGCUACACUCCAUUGUGCAACACAUGAGCGACUUCAGGGCUUCCUGCGCCUACUGAUAAACCGAUUCGAGCGCAACUUGGAUGUAGAUCUUGCUUGUGUCUGUCUGGAGAGCGUCUUGCAUCGGCACGGAGAUCUUAUACUCAACACUGUUUGCACGACAAACACCCAAGUGGCAGAUAAGUCAUCCGAAAUUGAUGGUCAAAUUGACGCUAUUCUGAGCUGCGAACAACAUUCAGAUGAUUUUCUUUCUCACCCGACUCUGCAGCUCAUUUCUCGCGCGGUCGAGGCAAAGGAGAAGACUAGCACUCUCUUCACUCGACGUUUGACCCGAUCCAUUUGUCUGGUUGAUUUCAUUCGGAACCCAACAACAACGUUACAAUUUUGAACAACCUGUGAACCUGUGUAAAUAUACAUGCCUGACUGCU
Opisthorchis viverrini is the source of this 4192-nucleotide messenger RNA. RefSeq lists its product as hypothetical. Lineage: Eukaryota; Metazoa; Platyhelminthes; Trematoda; Opisthorchiida; Opisthorchiidae. The coding region runs from base 1 to 4152 and encodes 1383 amino acids. Gene Ontology annotation, cellular component: small-subunit processome; Pwp2p-containing subcomplex of 90S preribosome. Gene Ontology annotation, biological process: rRNA processing. The transcript is spliced from 20 exons. The record is from RefSeq and is a predicted model, not a curated record. Gene Ontology annotation, molecular function: protein binding.